AUGGGUGAUGUGGAAAAGGGGAAGAAGAUUUUCGUCCAGAAAUGUUCCCAGUGCCACACUGUUGACAAAAAUGGGAAGCAUAAAACUGGACCAAAUUUAUGGGGUCUUUUUGGUCGCAAAACAGGACAGGCUCCAGGAUUUACUUACACUGAUGCAAACAAAAGCAAAGGUAUUGUGUGGGGAGAGGAUACUUUGCUAGAAUAUCUGGAAAACCCAAAAAAAUAUAUACCCGGAACCAAGAUGAUAUUCGCUGGGAUUAAGAAGAAGAAUGAACGCUUGGAUCUAAUAGCCUAUUUAAAACAAGCGUCAUCGGAGUGA
Staurois parvus is the source of this 318-nucleotide messenger RNA. The record is from the annotation of a GenBank genome assembly. Lineage: Eukaryota; Metazoa; Chordata; Amphibia; Anura; Ranidae.